AUGCCCCUUUCAGAUUCAGAAGUCUCCUCCUUAUCAUCUGCGCCACCGACAGACGACGAAGCCGCCAUGGCUGUCGAUGAGCCAGUUGGCAUCGCAAAGUACUUUAAGAAGGAGUCGGAAACACCUCCGCCGAAACGGGAGCCGUCACCACCGCAUGAAUACGUUUUCGCCGACAACCCUGAUAUUGCCUUCAUCGUCACGUUCCGCGCGCGUUUCCACGAAGUGUUCCCCCGAGGACUGCCACACUAUGGCCCACAGGACAUUGAGACUGGAGUUCAAGAGGCUCCCCCUGGAGAAUACAUUGAAAGGCUUCUUUGUGCAUUGCUUGGGCUGGUCUUGAACCGUAAGAAAGAUGUUGAACGUGCGCACUUUACACGACCCCUCGAAGAAGCAAUUCACACACACCAGUCGCAGUGGCCCAAGGCCUGGGGAGGCAAGAACCCCCUCCACGGGGGACGCAGCUUUGCGACCAUGACUCCCGAAGAACGCAUCCAAUUAUUGAAGGCCCUCAUACUUUGGUCACUUGCGUCGUCUGAAGCGGUCCAAGCAAAGAUUAAGGAAUCAUACAAGCAAUCGCGGCAUGAUGAUGACCUCAAUCAGCCACUGUCUGUUCAGUCCUGGGGCCGAGACAGCUUGAAACGUCGUUAUUGGCUUAUUGAAGGGCAAGAGGACACUCAUUUCCGACUUUAUCGCGAGAGUAACCCGGCUCUUAAGCACAAUACUUGGUGGAGUAUUGCGGGAGACAUUCCUGAGCUUGAGUCUGUCGCUGCGAAACUCGAGGGAGAGAAAGGCACCAAUUCGAAGAAACUGAGCGAGAAAAUUCGCGCAUCGAUUCCUCGAUUUGAGGCAUCCGAGGAGAAACGGAAACGACGUGACUAUCGUUUGGCAAGAAAAGCCGCGUUCGUUCGCCCAGACCCUGGCUUCUCCAUGUACGAAGGUCGUACGCGUGGAAAGAAGCUGAAAUACACAUACGAUGACGAAGACAUGUUCUCUGAGGAUGAAACUUCAGUUCGUCGCUCAACUCGUGGUGGCGGCGCCGCUGCAGCCCCGACGGAGUCAUCUCGGCCUCGGUUUACGGCGAGUGGACGGCAGAUUCGAUCUCGCGCAGGCGGUCUUUACGGAGAGACACUACUGGCCGGACAAGUAAAUGGUGGCGAUGACGAGGAAGAUGAUGACGAAGAAGUCAGUAGACCGCAAAGGACUCGCACCUCCAGAAAUCCCAACGGGUACUCCGGAUAUGACGCUGAAGACCUAGAAGAUGCGUCGAUUCAUUCAAGCGCAAAUGAAAGUGGCAACGAAUGGCGAGGCCCUGAAGAUGACGAAGAGCAUGAUUUCGAAGGUGACAACGAAGAUGAAGAGGAAGAAGUAAGCGAGGAGGAUUCUGAUGUCAGCGAGGAGCCAGAAAGUCUGGUUGUACAGCUUCGAUAUAGCAGAGGGAACGCACACAGCAACGGCAAAGUCGAAAACCAGAACGACGAACCUCCCCCUGCAAAAGAUGUCCACAUCAAGAAUACUACAGAAACAGCAGCACCUCCACCCACUCAAGCAUCGACAAUGCCCCCUCCCACAAACCCAAGUGAGAAACUUGCAUCGGAGGCUACAUCUUCCCUUCCUUGUGUUCCGAUACCACAAGUACCAACACAGCCGGCCCCGAUCAUGGCCCCACCCCCUAUCUCCAAGCCCCAAGAAGCCAUGCCACAGGGGCCGAUGGCCUCGACUUCUCCAUUACCAACUGCACCGCUAGCUGCUCAUCUCGAGGCACGGAAGGCAACCCAGCCGGCAGAGUCCAAUGGCGUGAAUCGGCCUUAA
This is a messenger RNA of Penicillium antarcticum, 1809 nucleotides long. RefSeq lists its product as uncharacterized. The coding region runs from base 1 to 1809 and encodes 602 amino acids. The transcript is spliced from 5 exons. Lineage: Eukaryota; Fungi; Ascomycota; Eurotiomycetes; Eurotiales; Aspergillaceae. The record is from RefSeq and is a predicted model, not a curated record.